Molecule: messenger RNA, 1819 nt
Organism: Micropterus dolomieu (smallmouth bass)
Lineage: Eukaryota; Metazoa; Chordata; Actinopteri; Centrarchiformes; Centrarchidae
Product: gonadotropin-releasing hormone II receptor-like
Exons: 3
Coding region: 2-1174 (390 amino acids)
Biological process (GO): G protein-coupled receptor signaling pathway
Cellular component (GO): membrane
Molecular function (GO): peptide binding; gonadotropin-releasing hormone receptor activity
Source: RefSeq, a predicted model, not a curated record
CAUGUUCCACCAGCUGACGGAUCAAACGGUGAAUGGCAGCUGUAAGGGACCCACCUCGGUGUGCAACAAGAGCGCUGAUGGAGACGCACUCCAGCUGCCCACUUUCUCCACCGCGGCCAAAGCCAGAGUCAUCAUCACCUUCACACUGUGUGCAGUGUCAGCUGUGUGCAACUUGGUUGUGCUGUGGGCUGCGGGAAACGGCGGCAAGCGCAAGUCACACGUCAGGAUCCUCAUCAUGAACCUGACGGUGGCGGACCUGCUGGUGACUUUCAUCGUGAUGCCUGUGGACGCAGUGUGGAACAUCACGGUGCAGUGGCAGGCGGGAGACGUCGCCUGCAGGCUGCUGAUGUUUAUGAAACUGGUGGCGAUGUACUCCUGCGCUUUUGUAACUGUAGUCAUCAGCUUGGAUAGACAGUCUGCCAUCCUCAAUCCUCUGGGCAUCAGUGAGGCCAAAAGAAAAAGUAAAAUCAUGUUGACUGUGGCCUGGACCAUGAGUGUGAUCCUCUCGCUCCCUCAGAUGUUCAUAUUUCACAAUGUGACCAUCACAGUCCCACAGAACUUCACCCAGUGCACCACCCACGGCAGUUUUGUCCAGCACUGGCAGGAGACCCUCUACAACAUGUUCACCUUUGUGUGCCUCUUCCUCCUGCCUUUGGUCAUCAUGAUCUUCUGUUACACACGAAUCCUUGUUGAGAUAUCCAGCCGCAUGGCCCGGGGUAACCUGCUGUCUAGAGAUGUUCAUCUCCGCCGCUCCCACAACAACAUCCCUAAAGCUCGGAUGAGGACUCUUAAGAUGAGCAUUGUCAUUGUGAUGUCAUUCAUCAUCUGCUGGACCCCGUACUACCUGCUAGGCCUGUGGUAUUGGUUGUUCCCUGAAAAAAUGGAGGAGACAGUCUCUCAUUCACUGACUCAUAUGCUGUUUAUCUUUGGCCUCUUCAAUGCCUGCCUAGACCCCAUUACAUAUGGUCUGUUUACCAUUCAUCUUCACCAGGGUCUUAAGAGAUGCCAUCGAAGUUCAAACCCACAGACUGAAUUAGAAAACAAUACUUGCCUUGUACAGAUGUCACACAGGCAGACUGCCUCGGGUGGUCACAAUACAGACAUAGAGGAGGCAAACGACAACAACAGAAAGAAAAGUGGAUUAAGGCCAAUCAUCCCAGAAAGCAAAAUGUAAUGGAUUGAAGAAUUUCAUUAAAAAGAAUCUCUGCUCUUAAAGAGUUGAGCUUCGUCUUUCUCUAGAGAUUUAAAUGAUUUUUCUUUGAAAUGCUGAAGCUCCACAAAAAUUCAGUGCUCUUCUGUCAGACGAAUCUGUUCGACUGAUGUAAUAGAUGGUGUUUAAUAUCUCAGCCCUGGUUUGUUUAUCCCGAGUUUGCAGAGUGAUGCAUGUCAUUGCUCUUUCGCUAGCAUUUACAAAAUCAAGCAAUUGACAGCACUCAGAAUGUCUCACACACUGCUAAUAGGAUUUUUAUUUCACAAUUCAGAUCAAGUUGAUGAAAAUUUGUUUAAAGUUGCCCUAAAUUGACUAAAUCUGUAUUGCUACCAUACAUUCUAGCACAACUCUUGAUAACAGUGGGUUUAAAACACACGCACACACACACACACACACACACAGACACACACACACACACACAUUAAACUAAUGGGUUUUACUGGUUAAAUAUUUUGGUGUCUUGUAUUAUUUCCUGUGUCAAAAGAAAGAAAAUGAUAGAAAAAUGUUUGCAUUUGACUAAAGAUGUCUAGUUAGAUAAAAGGUGUGAAUAAAAAUAGUUACUGUAUUGAUAACAUUGAGGUUUUUGUAGAGAUUUGUCAUUUGGGUAAC